Molecule: messenger RNA, 1827 nt
Organism: Rotaria sp. Silwood2
Lineage: Eukaryota; Metazoa; Rotifera; Eurotatoria; Philodinida; Philodinidae
Source: the annotation of a GenBank genome assembly
AUGAUCACUACAAAUAAUUCUCUAUCAAUCGUUCCUUCUUCAUCGUUUGGAUUCAAUCACAAUCAUCAAGAAUUGAAUGAAGAUGAUGCAACAAAAAUGUCUUCAUCUACAUCAUUAGAUAUGAUGCGUUUUAAAAAUAAUAAUUUUCCAUCAAUGAUGAUUAUUAAUGAUCAACAAGAUGCAAAUAUUGAUGAAGAUAAAGAUAGUUUUCAUCUCACGUCAGCGGUGAUGAAUGCACAUUCCUCAUCUGUCCAUUAUAAUGAUCAUCGUUCCCGAUAUGUUUAUGCACUCGAUGUCCAUCAAGAAAUAAUUAUUAAAAAUAAUAAUGAUAAUAAAGAACAAGGAACAACGAAAAAUUCUCUAAAUAUUUUAUCAAAUGAUUUGAAUGAAGAUGAACAUUGCCAAGUUUGUGGCGAUCUAGCAUCUGGAUGGCAUUGCGGAGCAAUAACAUGUGAAGCAUGCAAAAAAUUUUUUUUACGUUCAAUUUCAACAUGUGUUGGAAAGAAACAAUAUAAAUGUCCAAGAGAUUUCAGAUGUUCAAUAACAAAACGUUCCCGAACCCAAUGUCAAUAUUGUAGAUUUCAAAAAUGUAUUUCUGCUGGAAUGAAAGCUCAUGAAUCAAUUGGAUCAAAGACAGAAGAUUUAUAUAAAAAAUUACCAUGUCUUAUUUGUAAUGCAUCAGCAUCAGGUAUUCAUUUUGGUACUGUUACAUGUGAAGCUUGUAAAGGUUUUUUUCGUCGAUCAAUAAAAGAAAAUGCUCCUGAACGAUAUCACUGUACUGAAAAUAAUAAUUGUGAAAUAAUUUCAACAUCGAAAAUAACAUGCAGAGCAUGUAGAUUUCGAAAAUGUAUUGAAGCUGGCAUGUCUAUGAACGCAUCUCGUAUUGGUCGACAAUCGAAUCUUUUUAAAGAAAGUAUUCGACAAUUACAAAAUAAAUCAACAACAAUGGCAACUGUGAUAGAUUCAGCUCGUAUUGCAUCAAUGGCUAAAAAACGAAAGACUAAAACUAAAACAGGAAAAAUAUUUGCACCAAAAAAUGAAAUCGAUAUUGAACUUUCACCAACAAUAAAAGAAUUUAUUGAAAAAGCUUAUACUUCUUAUCUUAUCUAUUUAAAAGAUUUACCUCGAUGUAUUCCACGCGAAACAGUCUGGUCAACAAUGGCAUCACAAAUGACUAUUUAUGCUCAAGCACUUAUGAAUUUUUGUCAAAGAACAAUACCGGGUUUCAUAAAUAUGUCUCAGAAAUAUGAAAUCAUAUCAUCAUCUAUUAAUUCUGUUAUUAUGGUCACAUUAUUAUCUGGAAAAACAUUAAUGAAAUCUUCAUAUGAAAAUAUUCAACCAACAUGGAAUUAUUGGCAAGCCGAAUCAACUUUAUCAAUGGAAUUAAAUGCACAUGUUCCACACUUAACACAAGCAGAAUAUUUAUUUCGAUCAUUUGAAUCUACUCUACGAGGUCUUCGUUUAGAUGAAAGAGAGUUUUCUCUUCUUUUAUUAAUGAUUAUUACUCGACAUAACUUAAACUUAAUUAAUGAAGAUAAUAAAUCAUGGUCAAAAUGUCAAUAUGAAUGUGUUGAAGCAUUUUCUGAAUAUACCCAAGCUCAUCGAUUGGAUAUCAAUGGAGAAAUCUCCAGUGAAUUUUAUGAUAUUGUGUUUUUAGUAUCUCAACUUCGUUCAUUAAAUCGUCGAAUAACUCAAUGUUUUAUGAAUCUUCCAUGGCCAUACGUACGAAAUUUACCUUCAUUUUUUUAUCGUAUUUUUGUGCCAAGUUUUGAUAGUUCCUUAUCGGCUGUAAAUUCUACUUUGUAUAAUAAUUAUAUAGAUUUAUGA